Molecule: messenger RNA, 1491 nt
Organism: Pungitius pungitius (ninespine stickleback)
Lineage: Eukaryota; Metazoa; Chordata; Actinopteri; Perciformes; Gasterosteidae
Gene: mtfmt
Product: mitochondrial methionyl-tRNA formyltransferase
Exons: 9
Coding region: 155-1240 (361 amino acids)
Biological process (GO): biosynthetic process; conversion of methionyl-tRNA to N-formyl-methionyl-tRNA
Cellular component (GO): mitochondrion
Molecular function (GO): methionyl-tRNA formyltransferase activity
Source: RefSeq, a predicted model, not a curated record
ACUUUAAACGAACAGAAGAAGAAGUUGAAGGGAAAACAUGGCGGCGUCCUUUGUCGAUACAUUUAGGGAGAAUCGAACACAGCCACAGAAGCUUCCCUAAAGUCUCCACUGACACGGACAUGAUAUUUACAGCCGGGGCCCCAGCCGCGUUACUAUGUGGGCCUCCGGCUCCCUCUGCCGGCGCUGCUGGCCGCGCCCGCUGCGGCGGCUGUCCCGCGGACUCUCGUCCUCACCGGGCCCCCCCUGGAGGCUCCUGUUCUUUGGCUCGGACCAGUUUGCCGUGGAAUCUCUGAAGCUGCUCACGUCUAGCAGGAGCAGCCGUGACGGGAUCGUGGAGUCCCUUGAGGUUGUCACGUUGUCUGGUGACGUCCCGGUGAAGCGGUUCGCUCACCAGAAGCAGCUAGCGGUCCACAGCUGGCCCCCCGACAAUGUAGAAGGUCGCUUCGACGUCGGCGUGGUGGUGUCGUUCGGCUGUCUACUCCACGAGGGGCUGAUUAACAAGUUUCCACAUGGCGUGUUGAAUGUUCACCCCAGCCUGCUGCCUCGGUGGCGAGGGCCAGCCCCCAUCUUCCACACCAUCCUGCACGGAGACACAAUGACGGGGGUCACUAUCAUCCAGAUCCGCCCUCACAGGUUUGAUGUGGGCCCCAUUCUCAACCAGGAGCUCCAUGAGGUCCCUGGGAACUGUACCGCUGAUGAGCUUGGAGCCCUCCUUGCCACUAAGGGAGCACAUCUGCUGCUUGACACGUUCAGAACGCUGCCUGAGAGGCUGGUACUCAAAAGGCAGCAAAGCCCAACAGGCGCAACAUUUGCCCCGAAGAUCAGCGCGUCCAUGAGCUGGCUGCAGUGGGAGGAGCAGACGUGUGAGCAUGUGGACCGCCUGUAUCGGGCCAUCGGAUCGCGGAUACCGCUGAGGACCACGUGGAUGGGCAGGACCAUCAAACUCCUGGAUUUUGUAGGGAAAUGUCACAUUUCAUUAUUGGAUCCAAAGAGGAAACCGGUGCCGGGGACACUGAGCUACCAGAAGGAGUCCAACACUCUGGCUGUCUGCUGUAAGGACGGCUGGGUGGGAUUCAAAGCGGUGCUGCUGAAGAAGAGGCUGACCGCUGCUGACUUCUACAAUGGCUACCUGCACCAGGCCCUGCAGCAGGGCCCCCGCCCUCACACAGCUGAGGGGCGCUUCGUCAGCCCCAAACCAGCAACCCACGCACAUGAGAAGAGGGACCAGUCCAAGCUGUGAUGCAGCGGAGAAGGUCCUUUUCCCACUGGACGUUCCCUUAACACAUGACCUAUGACCUCACCGGUUCUGGUGUGUGUGGUGCUCCUGUCUGUUUUAAGACGUCUGCAUUUACAUUUCAUAGUCAAUGUGCUGGCGUGUGGCGGAUCCAAGAGACACCUAUCAACUCAUUAUUUCUGUUUCAAACUGUACAUUUCCUAAUGAGUAAAGCAAUUCUACACUGCAGUGGAUUUUAUUAAAUGGAAUAUAAACGA